Molecule: messenger RNA, 1172 nt
Organism: Monodelphis domestica (gray short-tailed opossum)
Lineage: Eukaryota; Metazoa; Chordata; Mammalia; Didelphimorphia; Didelphidae
Product: olfactory receptor 52A5-like
Biological process (GO): G protein-coupled receptor signaling pathway
Cellular component (GO): plasma membrane
Molecular function (GO): olfactory receptor activity; G protein-coupled receptor activity
Source: RefSeq, a predicted model, not a curated record
UGGGUCUCUUUACUGAUGUACUUUAGCCUUCAUACUAAUGGCCAAUGGCACAAUCUUCAUGCCAUCGCUGCUUUUUCUGAUUGGGAUACCUGGCCUAGAGACUGUGCAGUGCUGGAUUGGAAUUCCAUUCUGUGCCAUGUAUGUCAUUGCCAUGGUUGGAAAUUACCUGCUCCUGUUCAUCAUUCGAUCUGAAAGCAGUCUCCACAAGCCCAUGUAUCUCUUCUUGGCCAUGUUGGGGGUCACUGAUAUUGCCCUCAGUACUUGCAUCCUCCCCAAGAUGUUGGGCAUCUUUUGGUUUCAUCUGAAGGAAAUCUACUUUGAGGCCUGCCUGCUGCAAAUGUGGCUCAUUCACACAUUCCAGUGCAUAGAGUCAGGCAUCUUAUUGGCCAUGGCUCUGGACCGAUAUGUGGCCAUCUGUGAUCCCCUGAGGCACACUACUAUUUUCACCCCACAACUGCUCACUCAGAUUGGGGUUGGGGUGACCUUAAGGGCUGCUAUCCUGGUGGCCCCAUGCCUUGUGCUUAUCAAAUGCCACCUGAAACAUUACCGAACAACAGUCAUUUCCCACACUUACUGCGAGCACAUGGCCAUUGUAAAGCUGGCUGCUGAUGACAUCCGGGUCAACAAGGCCUAUGGUUUGUUUGUGGCCUUUACUAUCCUGGGCUUUGACAUUAUCUUCAUUACCCUGUCCUACAUUUUGAUCUUCAUAGCAGUGUUCCGUUUACCCCAGAAAGAGGCCCGCCUCAAAGCCUUCAACACCUGCAUUGCUCACAUCUUUGUUUUCCUUGAAUUCUAUCUCCUUGCUUUCUUCUCUUUUUUCACUCAUCGGUUUGGAUUCCACAUCCCCCCCUAUGUCCACAUCCUCCUCUCUAACCUGUAUCUAUUGGUUCCACCUCUUCUCAACCCCAUUGUCUAUGGUGUAAAGACCAAGGAAAUUAGGAAUCGCAUCAUCAAAAUGCUCCACUAUUAGGAUCAGUUCUAAUCCUCAGGAAUUUUUGAAUGGUCAUCAUCAUUGGCUCUCAAAAUUGUUGAGAAAUAUUCCUCAUUCUCCCUUCUGUUGUGUUCUUGGCAAGUAUAGCAGUUUCCUUGUUACCACAUGGUAUGACCAAUUGAUCGAUUUAAAGGUUACAGUUCAAUAGACUCAGAAAUAAAUUUAAUUCAAUUUAACAAAA